Molecule: messenger RNA, 702 nt
Organism: Ostreococcus tauri
Lineage: Eukaryota; Viridiplantae; Chlorophyta; Mamiellophyceae; Mamiellales; Bathycoccaceae
Product: unnamed product
Exons: 1
Coding region: 1-702 (233 amino acids)
Source: RefSeq, a predicted model, not a curated record
AUGCGGGAGAGAAUCUUUCUCGCGCGCGCGGGCGUGAACGCCGCGGUCGACGCCGUUGCGUCGACGGUGCGGAAUCGUCCAGAGCUCGUGGUGUGCGCGGUGUGCGUGUGCGUCGCGUCCGUACUGAACCCGACGAGCGAGAGCUUUCACCGGUACUGCGUCGCGAACGCGCGAGACGUCGUCGCGAACGCGCGCGCGAGCGUGACGUCCUCUUGGGCGUGCUCGAACGGAGGGGCGUUACGCGCGACGGGGCUUCGAGCCAAAGCGUACGAGACGAGUGAUUUAUUUGCCUUCUCCGUGGUGCGCGCCAAUUCGGGGAAACAUUUCAUCGGCAUUCUAGGGACGUGGAUUCGAGUUCCUGAGAUUCUCAAUCUGCUUCCAGCGAUCGUCGUGCACGUUUACCGCGUGCACGUCACCGCGCUCUCCGUGGUGACUUUGGGCGCGCUCGCGAUGGUCGCGCUGAAGCUGUUCAAAAUGAUGAAGACGUUGGUCAUCGCCGUCUGCGCCGGGGCGUUUGGACUAUACAUCGCACCGAGGGUGUUCGGUGCGCCUCUCUGGUCGAUCGCUCUCUGCGCGGUGGCCUGGGGAUGGCUAUUCAAGACGGGUAGACUCAACUCGAUGAUAAAGUUGCUCACGUUUUUAGCGCCGCCCCGAAGACAUCGUCCAAAUGGCCGUGGAACAGCUCGUGAUCCCACAUCGUGA